Molecule: messenger RNA, 859 nt
Organism: Schistosoma rodhaini
Lineage: Eukaryota; Metazoa; Platyhelminthes; Trematoda; Strigeidida; Schistosomatidae
Source: the annotation of a GenBank genome assembly
UUACACACAGUAGUAGAUCUAGGACUUAGGUACUCCGAUGACUUGUCGUUUACUGAACAGGUAAUGAAACAAACGUCCAAGUCUCAUCGCCUUAUAGGUUUCAUAACUCGAAACCUUCAUAACAGCGAAUCCCGUAUUCUAAUGUACAAAGUCUGUGUUCGACCACUCCUCGAAUACUGCGCGUUUCUCCUUAGUAGCACGCGCAUAAAGGAUAAGUUAAGACUGGAAUCAGUACAGAGACGAUUUACAUUUCGUACUCUUGGACCUGAUAGUGUCUUGACAUAUAAUUCGAGGUGUAGUAAACUAGGGCUUGACCCUUUAUGGAUGAGGAGACUGAAACUUAACCUUAUCUUCUUUUUCAAAAUACUUAACAAACUCUCCUUCACAUCCAGUCAGGCGAUUCAAUAUGCUAAGGCUUCACAUUACGACAUUCGUAACUCCUUGUCUUUAGCGAAACAAACAUAUUCUAGGUCUUCUCUCUAUAUGAAUUACUUUACCUGUAAGUUUUCUAGACUAUGGAAUAAUUUACCCCAAACUAUCCGUAUGUUAGACUCUCUCCCAUUGUUUGUUCGGUCAAUUAAUGGUUUUUGCUCCUCUGAAAAUGCAUUAAAUGCUCUAGCGCCUGCAAGUGUAUCUUACUCCACAAGUGAGAUUAUAGGAACUUUAAAUGUUUAACCUCUUACUUGCUAUCAUUGUUUUGUUGUUCCGUGCUCUUUGCUUUAAUCUUACUUUCUCUAGUUGCAGAUAAUUAAUAAUAACUCGCUCUGGCACUGGUAAUAACCUUACAGAAUAAUGUUGGUCAAUCAUCAGGCUAUCCACUUAAUAAAAAAAUGACAAGUUCCCUGGUGUUGCAUUGACU